AUGUUUCCAAAUAUUAACAUACUGACAUUUAGUAAAUUUAAAACUUCACCAAAAACAGGUGUUCUCAACUGUGCUCAUCUGCGACAUAUGACACACCUUCGAAUUAUACCACUCAACAUAAAUCAAAUUGAUGCGUCUUUCGUUGAAAACUGUAUUCAGCUUUGUCCAGUUUUAACGUCACUCACCGUUGUUUACAAGGAUGCACUUGAUUCAUGUAAAGGACCAUUAACAUUUAUUUCUGACAAUGUCCGACUGCCGAAUAUUGUGAAAUUUAACUUGGAAUUAGGAAAUAUAGAUGAGAAUGCCUUUGAUGCAAAUACAAUUGAACAUUUAUCAACAGUAUUUCCAUGUUUGCAUUAUUUGUAUAUUAGUUCAGUAAAAAAUAAAGAUGACGGUAUGGUGUUCGAGCGAACUAUUGAUCCACUUUUGAGAUACAAUAAACAACUUGUCUAUUUAAAGCUUAAGUUUUAUCGUGAUGUUGUUUUCAAUGUCGGCGAUGUCAAGAUUGUUGAUGACCGUACCAAGCAAGAAGAAGACGAAGAAGAAGAAAAAUAUGCGAAGCAAUUCUUAUCAAACUCAAUAAACAAAACUACCUUAAAUACGUAUGAUCCCAAUAAUUACAAAGUGUGGUACAAGCAAGACGUACUUAGUAUUUGGCUAUGA
This is a messenger RNA of Didymodactylos carnosus, 663 nucleotides long. The record is from the annotation of a GenBank genome assembly. NCBI's taxonomy places the organism in Eukaryota, Metazoa, Rotifera, Eurotatoria, Philodinida, Philodinidae.